Messenger RNA from Raphanus sativus (radish), 1195 nucleotides. Its product is annotated as ras-related protein RABA1e-like. Gene Ontology annotation, molecular function: GTPase activity; GTP binding. The coding region runs from base 113 to 766 and encodes 217 amino acids. The transcript is spliced from 2 exons. Gene Ontology annotation, cellular component: endosome. NCBI's taxonomy places the organism in Eukaryota, Viridiplantae, Streptophyta, Magnoliopsida, Brassicales, Brassicaceae. The record is from RefSeq and is a predicted model, not a curated record.
UGGUGAUAAAUACACAUCAUUAUCAUAUGAUCAUCACAACAUCUCUUCAAGAUUUUUAUUACAUCGAGCAAAGAUCUUUAUUUUCAUUUUGGGUUUCUGAAAAAAAAAAUCAAUGAUGGCGUACAGAGCCGAUGACGACUACGAUUAUCUCUUCAAACUAGUCUUGAUCGGAGACUCCGGCGUCGGAAAAACCAACCUUCUGUCUCGAUUCACCAAAAAUGAAUUCAGUAUCGAGACUAAGUCUACCAUUGGUGUCGAGUUCGGCACGAGAAGCAUUCAUGUCGACGAGAAAAUCAUCAAAGCUCAGCUUUGGGACACCGCCGGUCAAGAAAGAUACAGAUCAAUCACGAGUGCAUACUACAGAGGAGCAGUAGGAGCUCUUCUUGUAUACGACAUAACUCGACACAUAACGUUUGAGAACGUUGAACGAUGGCUUAAGGAGCUUCGUAACCAUACCGACGCCAACAUUGUGAUCAUGCUUGUUGGAAACAAAGCUGAUCUUCACCACCUUCGUUCUGUUCAAAAGGAUGAAGCUAAAUCUUUCUCUGAAAAAGAGAACAUGUUCUUAAUGGAAACAUCUGCUCUUGAUGCUACAAAUGUUGAGGAAGCUUUCACUCAUGUCUUGACUCAAAUCUAUCGUGUUACGAGCCGUAAAGCUCUUGAUGGCACUGGAGAUCCAACGUCUUUUCCUAAAGGACAGACCAUUGGUAUAGGUAGCAAAGAUGAUGUCUCUGCUGUUAAAUCCUCUCCUUGUUGCUCAGACUGAAAUUAUCUGAAUUUAUAAUUUUGGGAGGGGGUAUGUUUUUUUGGGUCACAAGGAAGGAGGUAUGGUUUAAAGUUUGAUUUACAACACAAACCGAACAUAUAUAUUGAAUUGGAUUAGACUUGGUCGUGAAACUAAACUGAAUGGUUAGACGUUUGGUAUAGUUUUUCUAGAACCGAACCAAAACCCCCAAAAGUUUAAAAUGUUGUUUUAAUUUCGUAUCUAUUUAUAAUAUUUAAUUUUUAUAUUUUGUUUAGCAGUUGAGUUCUUGCUUUUCUCUAUAGUUUUGUAUCUUUUGAUUAUUGAUUUACUGACCACUCAAUCCUAAUUAUUAGUUUAACGAAUUAUUCAUUUGAUAUGUUCUCAAAUUUAAAACAUGUACAAAAGAUGGCUGAAGCAAAGUCAAACCGAACAAAAACUGUCUGGUCCAAC